Molecule: messenger RNA, 858 nt
Organism: Serpula lacrymans var. lacrymans S7.9
Lineage: Eukaryota; Fungi; Basidiomycota; Agaricomycetes; Boletales; Serpulaceae
Exons: 3
Coding region: 1-858 (285 amino acids)
Source: RefSeq, a predicted model, not a curated record
AUGCUGUUCAUGCAAGAUGCAAUUGUGGCUCGUGAACUUGCAUAUUCUAUCAGUGAGGGUGAUAUUGGACGUGCUUAUGAGUGUAUAAAGAUUAUGUUAUUUACAUUUGCAGGGUCUACACAUACAAAGUAUGCUACUUACCUGCUUAAGAUGAUCUGCAACCUUGAGCUGGAAUGCUCACCCGAGUUGAAGGAUGCCAUCUUGUCAAACUGGCUCGUAAACCUUGAAGGACUACCCAAGCAUAAUGAUGUUGAAUGGGAUGGCCCUUUGAUGUGUAGCACCAUAUCACGGAAUGUUGCAGAGUUCAGUCGGAUCAAGAAAGACUUGCUAGAAGGCCUUGGUCUUGCGCAGAAAAGUGGGAAACAUCCCAAACCGCAUGACCAACCAGAGAUCAAGACCUUGCUGCGAACUUACCAGGAGGAAGAGCUGUAUCUUUUCCACUCUGGGCGCAAAUAUAGUGGGCUAGAUAUCAGCGACUUUGCUAGGGGCAUUAACAAACUAUGCAUGGGAAAACUAGAGAAGUGGAUAAGGGAGACAACUACUGCACAUGGAAUGUUUGAAAGCCAUCAAGCCAGCCAUUUACAAAGGAAGAGUCACAGCGAGGAGGAAGUACCCGAAGACUCUGAUACAAGCAAUUAUGAUGGGAGCAAGGAAGAAAGGGGCAAAGAUGAACAUAACAACAACAACAACAAAACUGAAAACAUGAAUAUGUACUUCAACAGUCCUAAUACCCCAGGAUUACGCCUUUUCAAGGACGGGGAGCUGAUGGUUGAAUUUGAUGCUGUUGACAAUAACUCUUCUGAUGACAGCUGGGCCAGUGAAGCUGCAGAUGAGGGCAGUGAUAGAGGGGAGGACUGA